Messenger RNA from Ramularia collo-cygni, 519 nucleotides. Its product is annotated as probable 1,2-dihydroxy-3-keto-5-methylthiopentene dioxygenase. The transcript has 2 exons. The record is from RefSeq and is a predicted model, not a curated record. Bases 1 to 519 code for a protein of 172 amino acids. Gene Ontology annotation, molecular function: acireductone dioxygenase [iron(II)-requiring] activity. NCBI's taxonomy places the organism in Eukaryota, Fungi, Ascomycota, Dothideomycetes, Mycosphaerellales, Mycosphaerellaceae.
AUGAAAGCCUACUACUACGACAACCUCCCCGGCGACCAACGUCUCCCCCACGACUCCUCCCGCCCCGUAACCCCCUCAACCCUCUCCUCCUUGGGAAUAAUCCACCACCACACACGCUCCCUCUCAGAAGUCGACGCCAUCGCCUCAUCCCGCGCCUACAAAAACCGCGACACGAUUGAAAUCUCCCCCGAAACCCUCCCGGACUACGAAACCAAAGUCAAGAAUUUUUUCCAUGAACAUUUACAUGAAGAUGAGGAGAUAAGAUAUAUUUUAAAGGGAGGGGGAUACUUUGAUGUUAGGAAUUUGGGGGAUGAGUGGGUGAGGAUUAAAUUGGAAGAGGGCGAUUUGAUGAUUAUGCCUGCGGGGAUUUAUCAUCGGUUUACUACUGAUGAGGGGAAUUACACGAAAGCCAUGAGGUUGUUCAAAGAGGACCCGAAGUGGACUCCGUUGCAGAGGGGGGAGGAGACGGAUCGGAAUGAGUAUCGCAAGGAGUAUUUGGAGCAGACUUGCAAGGCUUGA